UAAGUCAUAAAAACUAUAAUGAACUUUGAUACUAUAAUUAAGACGAAGAAAUAUUUCUUAAUUUUCCCAGACAAAAACAGGGAAACUUCUUUUUCUUGGUUGGUCAAAAGAAAGACUCGUAUUGAUUAAAAUUAAAAGGUAGUUUAUUUUUAUGUCUGAGAUGGUCUUGCAGCAGAUAAAACCGUCGAGUUCUUUUCUUCGACUUUUUUUUAUAAAUUAAAGUGAUUAGUGUAGCAGAGAAUGGCUUUAGCUGAUGACCAGCAGUUCUGUUUGAGAUGGAAUAACUUUCAAGCAAAUAUAACUUCUCAGUUUGAAACUUUACGUGAUGACGAAGAUUUCACUGAUGUCACGAUCGCCUGUGAUGGACAGAGGCUUCAAGCUCAUAAAGUUGUCCUUUCUGCAUGUAGUCCAUUCUUUAAAGAACUUUUCAAAACCAACCCAUGUCCUCAUCCAAUCGUCUUCAUGCGAGAUGUCGAGGCUCGUCACAUAGUAGCAUUGAUGGAAUUCAUGUAUGCAGGGGAAGUGAAUGUUGCCCAAGCUCACCUAUCAGCUUUUCUCAAAACUGCAGAGUCCCUCAAAAUAAGAGGCCUAACUGACACCUCCUCUGACACAGAUUCACAUAAAGAAGAAGAUACUUUAUACCUCAACCCCCAAUCAUCGAAAUAUUUGCCUACAUGUGCAAAUAAUAAACAUAAACUUGAGAGGCCACAAAUUUCUUCGUCGAGCACUGUAACCUCUAGUCAAGAUGUUCCCGAUGUGAAUUUACCAAAUAACUCUAGUCCGCCAUCUAAGAGACAAUGCAAGUCCGAGUCGGAACUACCCAGAUUGAGGAAAGACGACACAACCAACACAUUUGCCAUUAGUGAAAGUAUCAAUCAAUUAGAUUUAACCAAAAACGCACUGCAACCCAAGGUUGAACUGCCCGAUUAUUUAAGUGAUGUCGACGUUGACGAUGAUGUCAGAGAGGACCAUUUCGAUGGUUUGCCUAAUUUCUAUCCUCAUGGUGACGUAACAGAAUUGCCAGGAGGCAUGGAGAUAAUUCCACAAACGACUUCAUAUAGCUCAAAGGACAAACAGGAUUUCACAGGUCACGGUCUUCGGUUUCGUAGGCGCAGAUCUUCUGAUCACUGGCUGCCCUUUAGUCUUCACCAAACAAGUGGCUUACUAGACGAUUCAUCCGAAUCUUCUAGAUUACUUGAUAGAAGAGACGGAGAAAGGAGUAAUAGACUGAUUAAGUUGGGGGAAGGGAUAGAAAUCUACGAGGAUCAAUUACGUAGCGUUAAGUGGAACGAUUAUAGGAAGUUAACAAGAGGUUUAGCUACAAUUCUUUUCAGUCCGGCGGAACUGGCAACGUGUUCCGUAACGGGACAGAGGUGGAGUCGAGCUGGGAGCGGGGAACGACCUGUGAAGCCAGCACUGGACAGGGCCAAAGUUCAAGCAAUAAUAUCAUAUGUAGCCACAAGAUUUCCUAUGGUUGAAAUAAGUAGGAUUAAGCAAGUCCUGGCUUACAAAUGCAAGGAAAAUUCUACUGCAUUUAAAAUGAAGGCUGUUAGAUAUUAUGGUGAUCAAAUGAGUAAGUAGGGAAUAUAUUACAGAGGGUACUAAAGAAUCAAGAAAAUAAUGUGUCAAAGUAUUUGUACUAGUUAUAUAAUUAGUGGAGAUAUAUAUACUAUUAUAUUUUAAUAUAAUUUAUUGUUCAUGUUUUC
Molecule: messenger RNA, 1706 nt
Organism: Anoplophora glabripennis (Asian longhorned beetle)
Lineage: Eukaryota; Metazoa; Arthropoda; Insecta; Coleoptera; Cerambycidae
Product: protein abrupt
Exons: 7
Coding region: 241-1581 (446 amino acids)
Biological process (GO): regulation of transcription by RNA polymerase II
Cellular component (GO): nucleus
Molecular function (GO): protein binding; DNA binding
Source: RefSeq, a predicted model, not a curated record